Mya arenaria is the source of this 4114-nucleotide messenger RNA. RefSeq lists its product as uncharacterized. NCBI's taxonomy places the organism in Eukaryota, Metazoa, Mollusca, Bivalvia, Myida, Myidae. The record is from RefSeq and is a predicted model, not a curated record. Bases 8 to 3118 code for a protein of 1036 amino acids. The transcript has 24 exons.
UUGAACAAUGACUGCUAGAGAUAGACAUUUCUACGAUAUUCCUCUCGUUCAAGACGUAGGAGACCAAAAUCAAACGUCAAACGAAAAGGAUGUCUUAUUAAAAUAUAUCAAUAGUAAUUUGAUUGGAAAUGGAAAAGCGUUUAGUGGUCCUUUCGGACUAAGAAAAGUUCUUUACUUGGAUUACACUGCAUCUGGAAGAUCACUUGAGUUUAUAGAAGAUUAUAUCCGGGAUGAAGUUCUGCCUGAGUAUGGGAACACACAUACAACCACCACUGUCACCUCGCUGCAGACAACACUUUACAGGCAUGAGGCAAGAGAUAUAGUGCGCAAUGCUGUGCAUGCCAGUGAACACGACGCAGUGAUCUUUGUGGGCAGUGGGACAACUGGAGCUGUACACAAACUUAUACACUGUCUAAAUCUUGAUCAUAAACCAGUAGUGUUUGUCAGCCCCUAUGAACACCACUCAAACCUCCUGCCUUGGAUUGAAGUAGGAGCUAAGGUAAUAAGAGUGAAGGCCAAUAAGGAAGGAUGUCUGAGUAUGAACCACCUGGAGACUCUGCUCAAGCGAUGGUCGGGCACUGGGCGUCAAAUGAUUGGCUGUUUCUGUGCAGCAUCCAAUGUGACUGGGGUGCUGGUGGACGUUGAUCCAGCCACAGUUCUCCUGCACAAGCACGGAGCUCUCGCCUUCUGGGACUACGCUACUGCUGCUCCCUAUGUUAAAAUUGACCUGAAUCCUGUGAUUGCAGGACCAGACCAGCCAUACCUGUCCAAAGAUGCUGUGUUCAUAUCUUGCCAUAAGUUUGUUGGGGGCGUGCAGACACCUGGUGUGCUGAUAGCGAAGAAGAAGCUGUUCAAGAACACAGUGCCAGACGGGUGUGGCGGGGGAUCUGUCUUCUUUGUACGUCGUGAUGGUCAUCGGUACCUGCAGGAGCCAGAGUUGAAGGAAGAGGGCGGGACACCAGCCAUUGUUGAGGCUGUUAGGGCCGGGCUUGUAUUCCAGCUGAAGCAUGCCGUCACACCAGACCUCAUCAUGCAGAGGGAGGAGUACAUGCUCAGGAGAGCAAAGAAGGCAUGGCAAGAUGUCCCUAACCUAGUGUUGCUAGGUAACUCUGAAGCCCCGAGACUUCCGAUAUUCUCCUUCCUGAUUCUUCACGAAGAGACUGGUCGGUUUCUCCACCACAACUACAUUACUGCUCUGCUCAACGAUCUGUUUGGUAUCCAGGCCAGAGGAGGAUGUGCAUGUGCAGGGCCGUACGCCAUGGAUAUCCUGGGAAUGGACGAGGCUACAAGCAAAAAUUUUGAGGAUCUUCUGGCAGAGGACAGUCGACUGGACAGAACCCAUUUAAGGAGAUACAGAGAAUAUUCUCAACGAGAAAUCAUCAGGCCUGGGUUUGUGCGGAUAAACUUUCCCUACUUCCUGGAUGAAGAAAGUCUGAACUUUACACUGGAGGCGGUGAAAAUGGUUGCCAAACAUGCAUGGAAACUACUGCCUCAGUACAUGUUUAACCCAGAGACAGGAGAAUGGAGGCAGGUCAAUUUCCAGGUGUUCAAGGAUCGCAAGUGGCUGGGCCAUAUAUCGUACAGCUCAGGAGAGAUGACAUACAAAGUGCCACCCCUUGUGGAAAAAGGACCACUGCCUGAAAACCAUGAGGAUUGCCUAAAGAGAGCAGAGGAAUUGUUCAUGCAAGCAGCAAAGGUCAAGCACCAGUUGACUGAUCACACAGUUAUGUUUGAUGAGGACUCCAAGCCUCUAAGGUGGUUCCUGCUUCCAAGUGAGGCUGCUUCCUGUCUACAGGGGAACCAAUCCCAGAAUUCCUACACUCUACCCUUCUGUCCUCCUUCAGUUAGAGAACAGUUGGGAUUAUCUCCCUUUGAAGAGCAUAACAGUGAUGAAGAACCAUCAGAAAAGGAUAUGAGGAAAAACAACAUGUUGAGAAAUGUUUUUUAUACAUUUGAUGAAGGUGAAGUAAGUGAAAAUGUGGGAAAGGUUAGUGAUAGAAAAUUAGCAAAGAAUGAACAUUCUGAUAACACCAAAACAUCAAAAGAAUCAGGGAAUUCUCCCAGUUCAAGCUCCCCAGAAAGGUCAGAGACGGAGAAAGGUGAGUCAGGGAUAUGUGCAUUGAAAUCUGUGGAUAAGUUGAACAAUAGUCAGAACUGUGAUAAAAGUGAAAAAGUAGACAAGGAUUCUACAGACAUUUGUGUGAGAAAAAGAGCAGGCAGUGAAAAUGUUGUUGGUAAUAGUAAAAGACAGAAGGACGUGGCAGAGAAUGAUGGUGCUGGAGGGAAUAAGGGCAAACAGAAGAAGAAAGGAGGACAGCAGUGGUUUUCUCCACCCAAAUCCAUCUUUACACCAUUCCUCAAGGCCAUGGAAGAGUAUGGCAUGUUGGUGGAUGGAGACAGGGUUCUGGUGUGUCUCAGUGGAGGCAAGGACUCCCUCUCUCUCCUCCACACCAUCAGACAGUACCAGUUCUACUGCAGGAAAAAGAAAAUGAGUUUUGAUAUAGGGGCAGUGACUGUGGACCCACAGACCCCUUCAUAUGACCCCAGCCCUCUCAAGAAAUACCUGGCCAGUCUAGGAGUGCCUUACUUCUAUGAGUCACAGUGUAUAAUGGAUCAGGCGUCAAACCUGCCAUACGAGUGUGCCUCAAUCUGCAGUUUCUGUAGUCGCAUGAAGCGGGGCAUUAUUUACGCGUGUGCACGCAGGGAGGGGUACAAUGUGCUGGCACUUGGCCAACAUCUAGACGACCUCUGUGAGAGCUUUUUGAUGUCCAUAUUCCACAAUGGCAACCUGAGAACAAUGAAGGCUCACUAUACUGUAGAGGAAGGAGACUUGCGAGUGAUCAGGCCUUUAGUGUAUGUCAGAGAGAAGGACUUACGAGAGUUUGCAGAAACAAACAAGCUUCCAGUGAUAGCGGAGAACUGCCCAGCAUGUUUUGAGGCCCCGAAGGAGCGUCACCGUAUCAAGCAGCUGCUUGCCUCACAGGAGAUCAUGUUCCCACGGAUCUUCCCGAGCCUCAACGCUGCAAUCAAACCCAUCAUGGCCAUCAACAGGACGCAGCUCAAGCUAGCCGAUAUUCUCCAGGCUGCAGAUGGGGAUGGGGAUGAUAUGGACAUCUGAUUGUUACAAGUAUUUUCAAUUAUCCUAUGAUGUGUUAUUUUGGAUGAUAAAUAAAAGACUUAGACAUUGGGGUUCUCAUGUGAUCAUUUGGUUUGUUCGCUAUAUAUAUUUAUGUACAUAGUAUGCUGAAAUAAAAAUAUAAAACUUUUGAAAAACUGUAUAAUAUUGACCUCUUAUACUAAAAAUUAAAAAUACUACAAAUUGACUGAAAGUGACACAGACAAACCCUUCUUAUAGUUACGCUAGCAAGACUGAAGCAUAUAGCUCUCCAGCAAUAGGUCAACAUAAGAAAGUCAUGUUUUAACAACUAUUUUAAAAUCCAACCACGAGACACCCUAAAUGGCUAUAUGUCAAGUUAUUGGAUUAUUGGACCUUGAUUCAUGGUGGUUUGAACAGAAUCCAUGUUGCCUGUAUGAAAAGAACAUAUGGCCCAAGUUUCAUUAAAAUCCUUCAAAGGGUGUAAGACAGAUGGAGAGGAAUCAAAAUCACAGCACAAAACAUUGACCUUGUACUUUAACCUUGACCUGGUGAGGGUCCAACAUGGGUUUUGAAUGUCCCCUUGAUGAGAAAAUCACGUAACCAAAGUUUUAUUAAAUUGUUUCAGGGUUGUAGGCAGUACGUCAACCAUACUUUAGUCAUUCAGUACCGAACAGUUAUUUAGUUUUUAACAGUGACCUUGGCCCUAGGGACCCCAUAAACUCUUCCUAUUUACCAAGUUUGGUCACAUAAUAACUAAAAUCUAUCAAUGACCAAUAUUUGUAUUUAUGGUUAAUACCGAAUUCUGUAAUCUAAUUGUGUGAUAGCAGUUACCAACCGUGUGAUGUAUUAAGUCAAUAGAAUGAAAUGUAUAGAAGUUAUUAGUGAAUGUCCAAACUUGCCCUUAAUCUUCACCUGGACACAAUGAGCAGAUUGUUAAGAAAUUUGUUAAAGUAAACAAUGUUGUUAACUUCGUCGUUGUUUACCGCUGUAAAGGUUGAAUGGUUACACUAGUAAUCU